Molecule: messenger RNA, 837 nt
Organism: Aspergillus brunneoviolaceus CBS 621.78
Lineage: Eukaryota; Fungi; Ascomycota; Eurotiomycetes; Eurotiales; Aspergillaceae
Exons: 1
Coding region: 137-682 (181 amino acids)
Source: RefSeq, a predicted model, not a curated record
UACAUUCAUCGGACUCGAUCAAGGAGCCUAUGGAGUUCGCUUUCUUCCAGAUCUCGCACUUUGAGGAGGGAAUAAGCAUACUGUUGACGAAGUGAAUAUCACUGCAGGCACCUAUACGUUGCGAAGAUCAUUCACAAUGGCCGACGGAUGGUACUUGCGUUAUACCUUUGGCGAUGAAAUGUAUCUGUCGGAAACAUUUCAGCUGACCCUGGGGCAGCCAUCAAAUGCCAGUGAGAGUACGACGACUUCGACCUUCGAUCGGGUCACUACCACCAUAAGCACACCCACCAUGGUCGUCACAAGCAUGGAUGAAAGCUCGACAAUGCAGGUCACGCCUACCUCUGCCGAUGUAUUACCCACCGCAUCCAGCACGGAAGUUGCAAUGAUCGAUCCGGGCUCAAAGGGUGGUUUAAGUAUGGGGUCGAAAGCAGGGAUCGGAGCGGGCUGCGCUGCUGCUGUGAUUCUGGGGCUGAUGGGCUUGUACCUGAUCUAUAGGGCUAGGAAGAAGAGGAGCAGUGAAAGUGCGGAGGAGAUACCGGCUCGUGCGCAAGUUCUUGCAAUCUCGGAGCUGGAUGGGGCGAGUGGCGCACCCAGGAAAUAUGAAUUGGAAGGCAAUCAAGGGGUGGUAAAGGCGCAUGAGCUUCCAGCGCAGGCUGGGAUUUCACAUGAGCUGCCAGGAUGAUCGGGUCCGAGAAUUAGAAGCCGGUAGUGCUUUGUCCGAUGACAUUCGCGGCCGGCUACCGCGGAGAUCUUGCCGGACUCGAGGCCGGGGGGCAAUCGGGGGCCUUCCCGAAAGAGAAGUUAAGGGUAGUGGGGCGACCCAAGAUUCUUCCCCCG